GCCUUGGAGCGAUACCAAAAUGUCAGCAGAUAAGGCGGCUGCAGCCGAGCGACGACGAUACGCAUGCGCACUGGGCGCGCCCGUCGCCCGGGCGAAAGGCAUAUGAGCGGCGCGGCCACCGCUGUCGACACUCCCCCGAGGACAGCGGUCGUGGUCGGAGGUGCGCUGCGCCGGCCCGCUGCCUCCCUUUCACGUGGUGUAGUGCUCCGCGGCGCCGCGCCGCCAGCCAGUCGCCAGCCGACGCCGGCCCAGUGCAGACGUGUCUUCUCCCCGGACCACCGGUCGCUCUUUCUCGUGUGGUGUUGGCACAUCAUGUGCAGUGGCGAGCAUGGAGUCGCCCCAGAUGUAUGAUCUCAGCGACUCUGUGGUGAAGCCCAGCUUUAACGGACUCUCGGGCAAGACGCGACUGGGCGGUUAUGGAGAGGAGUUCGGCGACCUCGCCGACCUCGGCGCCUCGGAGGUGUCACUCGACCUGCAGGCCUUUGUGAACGACCCACACUUCAGCGAUGGCAUCUUCACAGACAUCGUCGAAGGCAAGGGCCUGGGCGCGGCGGCGGCGGCGGCCGUGGCCGGUCAGGCGGGCCGCGCCGGCAUGCCGCCGGCCUCGUGCGCCGGCCUGACGUACCCGACCGCUGGGUACCUGCCGCAGCCGAUGCCGUACACAGUACCGCGUCUGGGCGGCGACACCGUCACUGCCAUCCCCGUCAAAAAGGACCCGGACGCGGCCGAGUUCCAGGCGUGCCGCCAGCCGCCGGUACACCCUGGCUUCGCCGGCGGCUACAGCCCGGCCUACGCCAGCCUGACGCCCGUCUCCUCAGCUGCCGGCGGCCUGGUGCCGGCGCGACUGCCCACCAGCGCUCCGCCAGCGCCGCCCAGCCGGCCCUCGGGCGGCUCCAAGCACUCGCCCUCCAAGCGCAUCAGCCCCGGCUCUGAGGAGUACCGCCGGCGCCGCGAGCGCAACAACGUGGCCGUGCGCAAAUCGCGGGAGAAGGCCAAGAUGCGCUGCCGCGAGACCGAAGAACGCGUCAAGUUCCUCUCGCGCGAGAACGAGGGGCUGCACAAGCGGGUCGAGAUGAUGACCAAGGAGCUGACCGUGCUGAAGAACCUGUUCGCCAACGUGGGCGUACUGCCAGAGCAGCUGCAGCGUGAGAUUGCCAAGCACCUGGGUGACGGGUUCGGCAGUCGACCGGCGGCGCCGCCCGCCGGCUUGUGACGAUAGGUGCAGCGGCCGGCGCGGCCGCCCGGUGCGAUCUCAGCCUGCUGAGGGGCGCGCCUGAUUCUCUCGAUGUCCCUAGUCGUUCGUGUGCGCCUCCCCGGAAGACGCUGUUGUCGCCGCCGCGAGCGACGGCGGGCGGCCAGUGGUCGUGACGCGCUGUGUUUUUACCCGGCCGGGUCGGAGGAGACGGACUCCCUCCCGCCGGUCAUCCGUAUCUGUUUGUGUGCGUGUGUGCGCGCGUGUGCGUGCUCGCCGUGUCACCACCUUCACUCGUUCGUGCGCACAAACGUGCACCGUAAUUGUUCUGAUGUCAAUGCACGUCUGGACGUGUUCUCGUGGCCGCGUUCUCACCAAGGGUUUGCGAUAUGUGAGCGUGUGAUGAGAAGCUAAUGUGCUGUGUGUUGAGAAGCUAAGGAUUGAAAGAGUCGACUCGCCGCGCACGGCGGCCGGAGGUCGUGAGGACGUGUGUGCGGGAGCGACUGAUUGUACUGGUACCUUGUGCUGUUCACACUGUCCCCCUGACCGAGUUUGUCUAGAGGCAGGUGUAGUGUUGGGGAGGCGUGGAGAUCGGGUCGUGUAUAUGUGUUCAUGUUGCGAGAACCAUCUAUUUUAAUAAAGUGUUAUCUCGA
Amphibalanus amphitrite is the source of this 1845-nucleotide messenger RNA. RefSeq names its product CCAAT/enhancer-binding protein delta-like. Lineage: Eukaryota; Metazoa; Arthropoda; Thecostraca; Balanomorpha; Balanidae. The coding region runs from base 329 to 1213 and encodes 294 amino acids. Gene Ontology annotation, biological process: DNA-templated transcription; regulation of transcription by RNA polymerase II. Gene Ontology annotation, molecular function: DNA-binding transcription factor activity, RNA polymerase II-specific; RNA polymerase II cis-regulatory region sequence-specific DNA binding. The record is from RefSeq and is a predicted model, not a curated record. The transcript has a single exon.